ACCCGCGUAUCGUCGGUAUUAUCAUUUAAGAGAUUUUUUAUGAUUUCUCGUAAAAGGAUUAUUUAAAGGAUAACGAUAUGCAACUAUGAAUUUCUUUUAAUAAUUUUUUAAAAAACUACUUGCAAAUAAAAAAAGCGAUUCACUGUCGUAUGUUUAUGUAACUGAUGUAAAAAAAAAUCUAGUUCUUAUACGUGUGCGUUAGAGUGUCGAUCAAUUUUACUCGACGAACUUGUUCUUAUUCAGUUAAUUAGGUUUAUCCAUUUGAUUCGAUAGUCACCUACGGGUGAAUAAAAAUGGCCACCCCUCAAACUCCGAGUAUGGACCCUUGGACAAUCCAACCUAGAGAACGUGCAAGAUAUAGAGAGCAAUUUGAUUCUCUAAAACCAAUCAAUGGUAUUGUUACUGGAGAGCAAGCAAAAGAAUUUUUGCUUAAAUCUCAGCUUCCACCUGUCAUUCUUGGACAAAUAUGGGCUUUAUCAGAUACAGAUUCAGAUGGAAAAAUGGAUAUAAAUGAAUUUAGUAUUGCAUGUAAAUUAAUUAAUUUGAAAUUACGAGGCUUUGAAAUUCCUAAGACUUUGCCGUCAACUUUAAUACAAAGUAUAAAGUCAUUUUCGGCCAAUGAUACUAAUAUUACAAAUUUAACAAAUGGAGCUGUUAAUAUUCCAUCACAGAAUAAUGUAGCUUCAUUAGUAAAUUUAUCUGGUCCAUCACAAGUUCCAGUACAGCCUUUGAUUGGUGGAAUGUCUAUAGGAUCUGUUCCUCGUCCUCUUAUAGCACCUUCAUCUACGAAUGGACCAUUACCAGGACAUACUAUUAGACCUGUUUCACCAAUGACUUUACCAGCAUCACGACAAAGUAAACAGAAUGUGGCUGCCACUACACAUGCCACAACUUACACAGGGUCAAAGCCACCUGCUCGACCUGCACCACCCUCUGUGGGAAUCGUGCCUUCCACAAGUACUACCACUACUACUACUAUUACCACUACUUCUGGUGGUGGUCCUCCUCAAAGACCUGCACCACCCACAAAUAUCGGAGCAAAUUUCUCACCUGUUAUCAGUGGUCUACCAGCAAAACCUGCUGCAUCUUCGUUUCCUAAUAGCCCUGUUGCUGCUGGAAUUUCACCAGUAAAAGUUCCAUCUGUUUCUGGAACAACCGUAGUUCCUUCAGGUCAAUCUGUACAACCAAUGAAUGCAUCUGCUAUAGGUAUACCUACAGUAGCACCAAUUGCACCUUUAAAUACAAAUCCAACGCCAAUUGCUGCUUUUGGUAUGGGACAAACAAUGCCUAUACAAUCAUUAUGUACUGCUAUGGUUGUUUCAGUAACAGGUGGUUCUAUAGUACCAUCAAUUGCACCAAUAUCUAGUGGAACUGGUGUAGUAUCCACUCCCCCAGUUGUAGGUUUACCUCUAGUAUCUGCAACCACAACAAAUGGUACAUUAGUAAAUGGUGUAAUUGCUCAAACACCAGUAUCUACAAGUACACCAUUAAGUACAAUUGCACGUCCACCAAGUAUAGAUAGAGUUGGCUCAGUUGAUUCACAACAUAGUCAACAUUCAGUAGGUUCCCCACAAUCUGUAGAAUGGGCAGUACCUCAUCAAACAAAAUUAAAGUAUACUCAGUUGUUUAAUACUUGGGAUAGGACACGAUCUGGAUUUCUCUCAGGUCCUCAAGCUAGAAAUAUUAUGGUGCAGUCACAAUUACCCCAACAAAUGUUGGCACAAAUAUGGGCAUUAGCGGAUAUGGAUUCAGAUGGUCGUUUGAGUUGUGAUGAAUUUGUAUUAGCAAUGCAUUUAUGUGAUAUAGCUAAAAUUGGUGAAAAAAUACCUAAUACACUACCAAUUGAACUUAUUCCACCUGCAUUCAGGCGUCAACGACAAAGUAGCUUAACACUUUCACAAAGUGGUACAGAAAAUGUAGAUCCGUCAGCAGGUAUGCCACAGACUUCUUUUGAAGAUAAGCGAAAAGAAAACUUUGAAAAAGGACAAGCGGAACUAGAGCGGAGACGUAAAGCUUUAUUAGAAAUUCAGCGUAAAGAACAAGAAGAACGCGAACGGAAAGAAAGAGAAGAAGCUGAAAAACAAGAAAAAAUUAGAUUAGAGCAAGAAAGACGAAGACAAGCAGAAAUUGAGAAACAAAUGCAAAGACAAAAAGAAAUUGAGCAAGAAAAAGAAGAACAACGAAAACGAGCUCAAGAACAAAGAGAAGCAGCGCGAAAAGAAAUGGAGAGACAACGACAAUUAGAAUGGGAAAAACAGAAAUCUCAAGAACUUCAAGCUCAGAGACAAAAAGAACAAGAUGUAUUACUUAAAUUAAAAGCAAAAAAUCAAACAUUAACUAUUGAGUUAGGAACACUUAAUGAUAAAGUGAAGGAACUAUCGCAAAAAAUUUGUGAUACUCGAGUAGGUGUAUCUGGUGUGAAAUCAACUAUUGAUGGAAUGCGAUCAACACGUGAUGCACAAUUACAAGAAAUGGCUGCUUUAAAAAAUAAACUCCGAGAACAAAAUCAAAGAUUAUUAGCUUUGAGCCAAGAAAAAGCUCGGAUUGAAGCAAAGAACAAAUUAAAUACAGCUAUAGAAUCAGCAGGUCAAGAAGCUAUCAAAAUGGCUUUUGAUAACAAACAAAUUACUUUAAAACAAAUGAAAGAUAAAAUUGCUGAUUUACAGCAACAGAUUGAUGCUAAAAUGGCUGAUAUAGAAAAUAAUAAUGGCCAGCUCCAAGAUAUUAAAACACAAUUGGAAACUUUAAUAACUGAUUGUAAGAAUCUUUAUGUAACUUUCGAAGACAAAAAAUUAAAAGUUUUAGAACUCAGAGCAAGUAGUGAUAGCGGUGCUGGUACUGAUUAUACAACUUCUGCAUGGGGUGAUAGUGCUUGGAAUGAUACUUCAGCAACAAUUAAUGAUUCUGCUUGGCCUGUUAAUGAUACGACUACAACUAAUACAGUGGAAGAAACUACUCCAGGAGUUAUGAAAUAUAGAGCUUUAUAUGAAUUUGUAGCUAGAAAUCAAGAUGAAAUAUCUUUUCAACCUGGUGAUAUUAUUUUGGUACCACCCGUUCAAAACGCAGAACCAGGAUGGAUGGCAGGUGAAAUUCGUGGUCAUACUGGUUGGUUCCCUGAAUCUUAUGUAGAACCAAUAGAUACUGGAACCACAAAUGAUAAUGCUUUCGUACAACAAGAUAGUAUGGAGAAGAGAACAUUAGAAGGAAUUGCUGAAGUCCCUGAAAACGUAUCUGACGCGGGAUCACUUGAUGAACCUCCUUCUGUCGAACCUCUUAUACCUACUUUGGGAUUAGGCACAAUAUGUGAUAUACAAGUAACAACUUUAUAUUAUUAUCAUCCUACAAUGGAUCAACAUCUUCCUUUUGAGAAGGGAGAUAUCAUUAAAGUUGAUGAACAGCAAGGUGAUUGGUGGCAUGGCAUAUCCAAUAACGGAGUUAAAGGAUGGUUCCCAAAAUCUUAUGUGAAAGAAAUUGCUGUUAAUCAAAACACAGCAAUAGUUGAUGAUCUUAAUGAAUAUUACGUAGCGUUAUAUCCAUAUGUUUCUACGGAAACUGGAGAUUUAACUUUUAAUCAAGGAGAAGUUAUAUUAGUUACUAAGAAGGAAGGUGAUUGGUGGACAGGCAGUAUAGGAGAUAGAAAUGGAAUUUUUCCUGCCAAUUAUGUAGAAAAAUGCGAUAUUCCAGACCAAGGUGCCUCUGUAAUUACUAAUGUAUCUGAAACAACUACAAUUACGACAACAAUUGGGGAUACAAUCACAAAUAAUUAUGAAAUAAGUACUUCGGUCAACCAAACAAUAUUGCAAACAGAGGAAACCUCUGAGCAGCUCGAAGAUGAAAGAGCAGCUGCAGAAGAUAGAGCAGAAUUGCCAGAUUUUACUGCAAUGGCUGCACAACAGUAUUAUAAGAGAGGAAGAAAACCUGAAAUUGUACAAGUCAUUGCACCUUAUGAAGCUACUAGUUCUGAACAAUUAAAUUUACAAAAAGGACAAUUAAUAAUGAUCCGUAAAAAGACAGAUAGUGGUUGGUGGGAAGGAGAAUUACAAGCACGUGGUAAAAAAAGACAAAUUGGUUGGUUCCCAGCAUCUUAUGUUAAACCUUUAACUAGUAGUAGUAAUCGAAGUACACCUGUUUCUCAUGGAUAUCAAGACUCUCCUACAGAUCCAAAUGUUGAGCGCGUUAUGGCAUUAUAUCCGUAUCAAGCACAAAAUGAAGAUGAAUUAAGUUUCGAAAAAGGUGAUGUUAUUACCGUACUUGCAAAAGACGAAGCAGCAUGGUGGAAAGGCGAAUUAAACGGAAUGUCUGGUGUUUUUCCCAGUAAUUAUGUAUCUUCUAUGUUUAAUGAGAUGAUAACUGACUUAAUGGCUGGAUUGGAUUCCAUGGAAAGAAAACGACAAGAAUACAUUAAAGAACUUAUCAUGACUGAACAAGCAUAUAUAGAAGAUAUGAGGCUUGUUCAUGAGGUAUUUGAAAAACCUCUUAUUGAAAGUUUAGUUUUAACAAUGGAUGAAGUAGAUAAAAUAUUUGUUAACUGGAGAGAUAUUAUUGCAUGUAAUGAUAAUUUUUUGAGAACAUUACGAAUACGACGAGAUAAUAGCGAAAAUGGGAUUGUAAGAAUGAUUGGAGAUAUUUUAUGUGAAAAUAUUCCUAGAAUGUCAGCAUACAUAAGAUUUUGUAGCUGUCAGAUAUCUGCUGCUGUAUAUCUUCAAAGAUUGACCGAAACUGUACCGGAAUUUGUUAAAGUUGCUCAAAUUUGUCAACAAGAUCCACGCACAAAAGGAAUGCCUUUGAGUUCUUUCCUCAUAAAACCAAUGCAAAGAAUAACAAAGUAUCCCCUUAUUAUUAGCAAAAUUUUGCAGCAUACUCCAAUUAAUCAUCCUGAUAGACAAUAUCUUCAAGAAGCAUUAACCAAAGCAGAAGAAUUUUGUACUCAAGUAAAUGAAGGAGUUAGAGAAAAAGAAAAUAGUGAUAGAUUAGAAUGGCUUCAAACACAUGUAGCUUGUGAUGGUCUUGAAGAACAACUUAUUUUUAAUUCUUUAACCAAUUCUUUAGGUCCACGAAAACUUCUUCAUUUUAGUAUACUUCAUAAGGCAAAAAGUGGAAAAGAACUUGUUGGAUUUCUUACAAACGACUUUUUAUUAUUUGCUCAACCAAUAUUUACCAAAAGAUUUUUAUCCAAUGGACAACAAUUUUCAUUUGAGAGAAAUGAAAAUCAAAAAUUUAAGAUGUAUAGAAAGCCAAUAUUCUUAAACGAGUUAUUUUUUUUGGGUGAUUCAGAGACAAAUGGUAAUAUUAAUUUAAGUUUCAACGAAGGUACAGAAAACUCUAAAAUACUCAGAUUAAGAGAUCACAAAAAACCAAUAAUAUUAUUAGCACCCACCUCAAGUGAAUGUUCAUUAUGGAUUAAAAGAAUUAUAGAAGCAAAAAAAAUAUUUAUGGAGAAUGAAAAAUCACGUUUGCAAAAACAAAGAUCAAAGCAGGCGCAAUUUGGAGCUUGUGGGAGAAUUCUUGUUACAGUGCUUGAAGGUUUCAAUUUAAAGACAAUAAUAGUUUGCAGAAGACCAGUUCAAGGUAAACUUCAAUUAGUAAUUAUGGAAGCUGAAGAUUUAGUUAUAUUAAAGAAAGGAAAAUGUAAUACAUUUUGUAAAGUUAGUAUGGGUUCGCAAGAACAAAGAACAGGUAUUGUAUCAGGAACUGAUUGUCCUUUGUGGGAUACAUCAAUGCAAUUCCAAGUUAAAGAUUUACAUGAAGAUACAUUGUGUAUUACAGUUUUUGAUAAAGGCUAUUAUAGUCCAGAUGAAUUUCUUGGACGAGCAGAAAUAAGAGUUGCUGAUGUAAUGCGAGAUAGCAAGGAUUCUUGUGGACCAAUACAAAAACGAAUACGAUUACAUGAAGUCGAAAAAGGCAACGUUGUAUUAAAAUUGGACUUACGACUCUUUGUUCGUCACUUUCCGUUUUCCCUCACAAAGAAAACAAUUAAAAUCACGAACCCGACAAAGAUGAGUAAAACAUAUGACGAAACCAUGAAAACUUGCAGUUCUAGUAGAAGGUCACACAUCGACUGAGAUGCUUCAACGACC
Apis laboriosa (Himalayan honeybee) is the source of this 6077-nucleotide messenger RNA. RefSeq names its product intersectin-1 (gene Dap160). Lineage: Eukaryota; Metazoa; Arthropoda; Insecta; Hymenoptera; Apidae. The record is from RefSeq and is a predicted model, not a curated record. Gene Ontology annotation, biological process: positive regulation of Rho protein signal transduction. Bases 294 to 6062 code for a protein of 1922 amino acids. The transcript has 38 exons. Gene Ontology annotation, molecular function: protein binding; guanyl-nucleotide exchange factor activity; calcium ion binding.